This is a messenger RNA of Patiria miniata (bat star), 2847 nucleotides long. RefSeq names its product solute carrier organic anion transporter family member 5A1-like. The transcript is spliced from 12 exons. NCBI's taxonomy places the organism in Eukaryota, Metazoa, Echinodermata, Asteroidea, Valvatida, Asterinidae. Gene Ontology annotation, cellular component: membrane. Gene Ontology annotation, molecular function: protein binding. The record is from RefSeq and is a predicted model, not a curated record. The coding region runs from base 89 to 2002 and encodes 637 amino acids. Gene Ontology annotation, biological process: transmembrane transport; sodium-independent organic anion transport.
UAUUGAAUAUGCGCACCUUGGUUUACUUUCCAGGUUCAUCGGUUACAGAUAUCCAGUUAUUAAUUGAGGGAUUCCAGAGCAUCUCAAGAUGUGCAGCCUCUUCCACCGUCCGGCCUUCUUCGGCUUUUGCUUCACCCUCUUAUUGAUCCUCCAGGUCAGCGUGGGGAUCUACAUCGGCGGGAUUCUGACCACCCUGGAGACGCAGUACCGCAUCAAGUCCGCGGUUGCCGGCAUCGCCGUCUCGACCAGCGACAUCGCCAGUCUGAUCUCCAUCCUCGCCGUGACUUAUGUGGGGAAGAGCUGGCAUCGGCCGCGGAUCAUCGGGAUCCUCGCAAUCAUGACCGGCCUGGGUGGGAUUCUUAGCGGGAUGCCUCACUUCAUCUACCCGGCCUACAGGGAAACUGGAUUCUUUUCCGCCGGAAAUGGGACGAACUUUACGAGCAUCACUCAGUGUGAUGCCGAGCGAGAGGCCCCGGAAUGCGAGGCCGGGGAAGGGGGGUCCCGGAUCACCGAGAUGUGGGCCUUGUUUCUCGGUCAGGCUAUCAUGGGACUGGCUUACGGCCCACUGUUCCCUAUCGCCCUGACCUACCUGGAUGAUCAAGUCAAGGGAAGCACCACACCGUACUACAUAUCGUUCUUCUUGACGGCAGGUUCAGCCGCCACUAUAGUCGGUUUCGGCCAGGCGUUCUUGUUCCUCACACAGUUUGUCAACUGGCCGGCCAAGUUCGACCCUACUAUUCACCCGGAGUGGAUCGGCGGCUGGUGGAUAGGUUUCAUCCUGGACGGCAUCAUCAUCCUUGUCGUCGCCAUCCCGUUCUUUUUCUUCCCCAAGGAGAUGGAUGUUUACAUCAGGGAGGAGGACAUCCCGCCCGAGAGACUGGCUAGGGAAGGAACAGGGGGCCAAACAGUUACCCAGCUUGGGGUCAAGGAUUUCAUGUCCUCCACCAAGCGAAUCGGCACCAAUGCCGUCUUCAUGCUGCUCAUGACGUCAACCAUCUUUGAACUGGCCGUCUCUGCUUCCUUCGGGUUUUUCCUGCCCAAGUUUUUCGAGAUCCGAUACAACGUUGCUCCUGCGUUUGCUGCUUUGCUUGUCGGCAUCCUCGUGACGCCCGGAGCAGCUAUGGGCAAUUUUUCCAGCGGCUUCAUCGUCAAGAAGCUCAAGUUGACCUCCAAGGGCUGUGGGUCCAUGAUCUUGGGCCUGACCACCAUCGUCACCUGCUGUAUACCGGUCAUCUAUUUCCUAGGCUGUCCGGAGGAAAACUAUGUUGGUUACGUCGAUGGCGUUUUGAGCAUUGAUACUGAGUGCAAUAUGAACUGUGGAUGCACCAUCGAUCAGUUUAAACCCGUCUGCGUAGCCGACGAGUACGCGUACGUCACUCCGUGCUUAGCAGGCUGCACCGGCAUACGCGAGGAAACUUCAAGGACGGAUGACCCUGAAGUCAACCUAACGCUUACGUUUUACACUGGAUGCUCUUGCACCGCCGAUUUGGAGAUCGCCAGCGGGCCUACCUCGGAGGUGAGCGACGGCAAGUGUUUAGCUACAUGUGACAAGAUAUUCUACGCUUGUGCGCUGCUCUUCCUCAUCGUGUUGUUUGGUUCUAUGGUGCAGAAUCCUCUUGUCAUCAUGCAAAUGAGAGCUGUUGGAAAAGACAAAACGUUCGGCCUCGGUAUCUCAGCAUUCUUCAGCCGAGCUUUAGGGUUCCUACCAGCUCCAUUGUAUUUCGGCGCAGCUAUUGAUGGCGCCUGUGUCCUGGAACGCGAUGAGUGCGGAGAAAAAGGAGAUUGCCUCGUCUACAACUCCGAACUCUUCAGUGUGACGUUCCUUGGGAUCUUCUAUGGCCUGAAGCUCUGCAACCUGUUUUUCUACCUCAUGGCAACACUUGCUGCAGUCUGUCGGGACAGAAAUGCAGCAAAGGAGGGCGAGGACAUCAAGAACCGCAAAGAUAUCGACGUGGAAGUGGACGGUGUAGAUAACAAAGGUUAUGAUAACACUGCAUUCUGAUUCCAUGCCAUCUCAUAACAAAUUGGAGUUUAGAGACGGAAGCGCCCUCUGUUGGUAUGAAUUGGGGAAUCACAGUCAAAAUAGUCUUGUUUAAUACCUACACUGAGCGUUUAAUAAGCCCAUACAAAGUCUUAAACAAACCCAGGCUAUAGCCGUCGUUUUGUUCUGAAAUAUAAGAUUUAUGCUAUUGCCCAACAUAUUCUCAUCUAUUUCUUUUUGAAUACAUAGAGAAGUUAUUUUAUACUGUUGAUAUAUUACAUCAAUAUUAUGCUAUCCCGUUUGUCAAAAUCUCAUAUUUUGGUGUUUUUAAUCUUACCGAAUUACUUUGUGUUAAUGGUUUUUUUUUAUAAUCUUUUGUAAUUUUUUGGUGAUAAGGAACUUUUCAUACUAUAAUUUGUUGAAAGAAAAAUAUCGGAAGUAAUUGUGGAAUUUGAUUGUGGCUUUUAAUUUCUGAUGUCUAAAACACUCUAUCAUUUUUUGUAACUAAACAUUUUUUCCGUAAAAAUAUAACCAUUUUCUAUAUUCCAUAUUCAAAAUAGUGUUUUGUUUUCUUACAAAAUGCGACAGAACACCGUUCAUUACUGUUUUGUAUAAACUCAUCGUCAAACAAAACAAUAAAGUCGUUUGUUGUUGGUGUACUGUGAGCAAAAUGAAACAAAUAUUUAACGACUUUAAGUAAAUAUGUAUUGAAUAUACUUAGUUUUAUAUAAAUAAAAAAUGAGUACACAGUGAGGAGGCAAUUGAUUUCAUUCAUAUUUUGUAACCAAAUUAGCCGAUGUAAUAUACGUUUCUAUAAUUGUACACGUGGAACAUUGAGUGAAGUGGCAAAUUUUUAAAGCUCAUUU